Rhododendron vialii is the source of this 1714-nucleotide messenger RNA. RefSeq lists its product as uncharacterized. NCBI's taxonomy places the organism in Eukaryota, Viridiplantae, Streptophyta, Magnoliopsida, Ericales, Ericaceae. The coding region runs from base 1204 to 1512 and encodes 102 amino acids. The transcript has 4 exons. The record is from RefSeq and is a predicted model, not a curated record.
GAUGCAAAACCCAGUGACCAUCCCCACCCAAAACUCAUUCUUUCACCCCCAUAUUUAUAUAUAGAUAGUGCCAUUCCUGAACAAAAAAACCAGCCAGAAGAUUACUGUAGGGGCAUAGGGGACCCCAAACAAAAAUGGCAAUAGAAUUCAAUGUACUCCGCGCUCCAUCUCUUCCAUCUCUUUGCCACUUUAUGAAGGAGAGAGAGAGUGAGAGAGAGAGGACGAAGAAGAAGAAUGGAGAAGAAGGCUAAAGUGAUUUGCUCUGUGUUGGGUUCUAGGGCUUUUACCUGCUACUUUAAGGUUUCUCUGUGGGGCAACAAGGAUAAAGGUAAUUAAUUAUCCAUUUCCCUGAGGGAAUAUUGUAAAACAUACUGGACUCAAAGAGUUGUUCAAAAUAUCGAACUGAGUUCUCUAGAAAAUUUUUGCCACGAAUUUCUGCCGGAAGUAACAGUAAUUGGCGAGCAUACUGGUCUGGAUUUAGAAAAUUGUGAAAACGACUUCCAUGAUCUGUACAAAAUUCCUUAGGCAAAUAAGCAAAUCAUAAAGAUUGAUGUAGAAAGGAUCUCUAGUUCCUUCGGAAUUGGUAAGAUCUUUGGCCCCAAAUGAGGAAACCCUAGGAGAGUUGUUGACUCCAAAUACCGUCCAUGUACGACCCGUACGAAUCGGUAUUGAUAUAGCAAUUCAAUCCAAGCUCUUGGAAUUGGAACAAGUUUUGCAGUUGAUAACGGAAGGUGUGAUAAGUAACACGUUAGCUUCAACAUUGCAUACACCCAAUCUGAUUGGUGACUUGGGUUUAGGAUGCAGUCAAGUGACCUAAGAUUGCGGUUGGUAGUAUCCAUUCCGAGUUAUCAAAAAUAAAGAUUGCAGUUGGUAGUUAUCUAUUCUGAGAGAAGACCAAAAGCAAACCGGAGAAAGAAAAGAAAAAGACAGACAAAAGACAAACCAGCAUCAGCCCAAGACAUGGGGAGAAAAGAGCGAAAAGACACUUAAGCGGGUAAAAUUGGCUUCUCAGGUUCAGUUCACCUCUUCUUCUGCAUGUAUUAAUGUAUAUACCCCAGCAGUCCAGCUUCGAGUCUUGGAUUAGCUGGAGCAGUGUCUCUUACGGUUGCUAAGAUUAUCAUCAGUAUCAGUUCUGGCUUUUGUUGCAGACGAGGUUCUUAUCAAUUAAACAUUAUAUGGGCAUGGGAUUUGAUAGCCUUCAUCAUGUCAUGGGGUGUGGCGAAUCAUGUUAACAGAGGUGUGACCAUGACAGAGCAUUAUCUAUACAUGAUGUUAUUUAUCAUAGCAAUCCUUCUGUUUCUAUCUGGUGCUGGACUCCACGGACACCACAGGAGCAAGAUCAUGUACUUUGGCACCCACUCUUGCUACUUUGUGGAGCGCGGAGUCUUUUCAAAUGCUGCUGUCUUCUCCCUUCAUUCUGUGCUUAUCCCGAUUUGGUUAGCAUUCAAAUGGGACACCCACAAAUCCCACCACCGCAAUACCCUCAGUCACAAUUCCCUCCUCCGAACAUAGAAGCUCCAGUUGUUGUGAACAUACAGACGUGAGGCUAAUUUGCUGGGUACUGGGUUUAGCAGUUAUGUUUCUGAACCGAACUAACUUCUACCUAUUUUAGUAGAUGCAUGUUUCUAAGUUCGAACAGUUAUACUCUCUCUCUCUCUAAGUUCGAACAGUUAUAUAUAUAGUCUGGAUCUAGUCAGGGAUCCUGGAUUUUGGC